Messenger RNA from Cydia pomonella (codling moth), 2376 nucleotides. RefSeq lists its product as uncharacterized. The coding region runs from base 1 to 2376 and encodes 791 amino acids. The record is from RefSeq and is a predicted model, not a curated record. Gene Ontology annotation, molecular function: nucleic acid binding. The transcript has a single exon. Gene Ontology annotation, biological process: DNA integration. NCBI's taxonomy places the organism in Eukaryota, Metazoa, Arthropoda, Insecta, Lepidoptera, Tortricidae.
AUGCCUUUUGGAAUAUCAACAGCGCCCUCCAUAUUUCAACAUUACUUAGACGAAUUACUAAGGGACAUUCCUAACACAGCAGUGUAUUUUGAUGACGUUGCAAUAGCCGGAGAAGACGUGAAGGAACACCUACGCACACUUGGCGUCAUCUUUGAGCGACUACAGAAAGCAGGCCUAAAAGUAAAUCUACAAAAAUGUUCAUUUCUACAAAAUCAAAUAGAAUAUCUUGGCCACUCUAUAGACAAAAACGGUAUACGCCCGACAAAACAGAAACUAGAAGCAAUUUCCAAAGCUGCGACACCUACCAACGCUAAAGAAUUAAGAUCAUUUCUGGGUCUUGUAAAUUUCUAUGAACGUUUUAUACCACAUUUACACGGAAUAUGCGCUGACCUUCAUGAACUUACUGGUAAUAGGCAACCGUGGCGUUGGACAGAACAUGAAAGUCAGAUAUUCGAAGCCACUAAACAAUGCAUUACCUUAUCAAAACCACUGACUGCGUUUGACGAAGACAGAUCAAUCUUUCUAGCAUGUGACGCUUCAGAGAAAGGCGUGGGAGCCGUGUUGUAUCACAAGAAUGGGAACACAGAACAACCCAUAGCUUUUGCCUCAAGGAAACUUCGAACAGCGGAGACGAAAUACUCAGUCAUUGAUCGCGAAGCACUCGCCAUUUUGUUUGGAAUCAAGAAAUUCGACCAAUAUUUACGAGGAACCAAAUUUACCUUACUUACUGACCACAAGCCAUUAAUCCAUAUACUGGGUUCUCAGCGUAAUCUUCCCAAAGUAGCAAAUAACAGACUCGUUCGAUGGGCACUAAUAAUUGGCUGCUAUAAUUACGACAUAUGUUACCAGAAAGGUGAAAACAACAUACUAGCCGACUGCCUCUCCAGAUUACCAAACUCUGAAACACAGCCUUCAGAAACAGAGUGUGCUGUACAUCGCAUUGAGUCAUGUCUUCUAGGAACCAGAAUGACAGAUUUACAUCUCUCUGAGGAUCUUUUGAAGGAGACAACCAGCCAAGACGUCAUAUUAUCAGAAGUUUUAAAAUGUAUCAAAACCGGCUGGAGAGAAAUACACUUUACCAGUGACGUUAAGCAUUUCUUCAAAAAGCGUAACGAACUUUCAAUAGAAAACAAAAUAAUAUUAUGGCAAGGUAGAGUGGUGAUUCCAGAAAAACUACAACGCAAAGUCCUUGCAUACCUCCAUAGAGGCCAUCCUGGAAUAUCAGCAAUGAAGGCACUUGCACGUUUCUAUGUUUGGUGGCCAUCCAUUGAUGAAGACGUAGACCAGUAUGUCAAGAGAUGUUGUAGAUGCCAACAAAAUAGACCUCAUUGCCCUGAACUUCCAAUCUACUCGUGGUCUAUCCCUGAGAAAGUAUGGGAAAGGAUCCAUAUCGAUUUUGCAGGACCUUUUGAAGGUACUUACUGGUUAGUCUUGAGCGAUGCCUUAUCGAAGUGGAUAGAAAUUAAACCUAUGAAGAAUAUUACUACAUCAAAAUUGUGCACUGAGUUAGACGACAUAUUCUGCACCUUUGGUCUCCCAGAAAUAAUUGUAUCUGACAACGGCCCACAAUUCACAUCAUCAGAAUUUAAACAAUACUGUAAAAAUCAAGGCAUUUUGCAUAUUAGAUCUUCACCUUACCACCCAAGAACCAAUGGUCUCGCGGAACGCCUCGUAAGGACUUUUAAAUCAAGAUUUGCAUCCGGCACAGAACCCCAACACCAGCGUUUAAGAGAGUUUUUGUUCACGUACAGGAUCACACCCCAUAACACUACGGGCAAAUCACCAGCGGAAGUAAUGUUUGGACGUCAAAUAAAUACGUUAUUGUCAAAUAUUCGACCAAAUAAAAGGAGGGAAUUACAGUACAAACAAGUAAAGGUCAAUAUUGAAACCUCAACGAAUAAACCAAAUUAUGCACCCGGUAGUCCAGUAUACCAUAGAACUCGGCUUGAAAAGUCGUGGCAGCCUGGAAUUAUAGCAGAGCGCAGACAUCGCUACUCUUAUACUAUUUCGACACCACAUGGAGACGUCAUAAGGCGACACGCUGAUCAUAUUCGACCUCGACUGAAAUCGCUUAAUAACCCUCCAAAUUACCAUGAACCAUCUCCUUCAUCCCCCCUAACAGAUAUGUUUCGUACGCCCGAUGCCACUUCGAGUCCUGGACCGUCACAAAUCUCAUCCGCCACUCUUAACUCCACCCUGAUGAGCCCUCCACACAACAGCUCCACCACUCCUGAAGAUUCAUCACACACAGGAAAUACGAGUAACAGAAGCCUGUCGCCUGAUCCAGAUCCUGUAUCUACAUCGGCAAACCCUACAACGCAGCACCGUAGUCAGCGGGCAACCAGACCACCUCGGAGACUUAUAGAAGAGAUGUGA